GACAAUCCAAAGAGCACUGACGUCCAAAUACUACCAUAGCAACCGAAGUUGAAAUAUAAAUACAGAGGUCACGUAGGAGUUUAUGACAGAAGAGGGAAGUGAUAUUUUUCUUUUUUCUAUUCGGGUUAAAAGUAAUAGUUUUUUCUUUUAAAUGGAAGGUUUGCCUCUUCUCCCAGGAUACACAUUCGGAGAUCCCACGAAAACAAGAUAUCACCGUUCCCAGUGUUUUGACUUUAGAGGAGGAUAUGCCUUCCCAAAGACAACUUGUUUUGGCAUUGGGAAAGAACCUCUUGAUGUGGAUUCAGUAGCAUUCUUGAAAGAUGAUGACACUAUCAAGUGUGAUCCAGUGUUAACAUAUGGCAUCUUAAAAAGACCAGUUUUUCCUUCAUUCCAUCCACAUUUUGAAAUUUAUGAUAAAAAGGCUCUUAAUUUUAAAGCUUACUUCAAACAAUCUGUUUUUGAGUCACCAGUGGAACAUUAUCGUGUAAGGCAUGUCAACAUUGUCUAUUUUCUUGAGAAUGAUACAAUCACUGUCAUGGAACCCCCAACUGAAAAUAGUGGCUUCAGCCAGGGGAGACUUGUAAGGCGUGGAAAAAUCCCAAAAAAAGAUACUGGACGGUUCUGGCACUGGAAGGACUUUAAUAUUGGAAUGGAUGUACCAAUGUAUGGAUUUAUUUUUCACAUAGUUGACUGUGAUGCCUUCACUAAGAAAUAUCUCACUAGCCAAGGCAUUGAAUUACGACCCCCAGAAGAUAUGCCUCCUGACCCUUAUACCAUUACUAGGAAGAUGAGCACUCAGCCUAAAACAAGAGUGACACAUUUUGUUGAUGAUAAACUGCGCCGGUUUCUGGAAUAUGAUCGGAGGAUACUAAGACUGUAUGCUGUUUUAGAAGAAAAUGAUGCUGAAUGUGAAGAAUUAAAACCUUUUAUUAUUUAUUACUUCCUUGUUGAUGACUGUGUUGAAAUCAAAGAGGUCCAUGGGAAGAAUGAUGGAAGAGACCCUGUGCCUUUACUUCUUAAAAAGACCAAGUUGCCCAAAAACUGGAAUGAUUUGCCUGCAACAUUUCCUUCAUCAUAUCUUGAAACAUCAGAGGCAGAAGUCACUGAAUAUUACACACCAGUGGAUUUUGUAAUUGGAAAUACCAUUUCCAUUUUUGGGAGAAGGUUCCUUAUUUAUGAUUGUGAUAAGUUCACUCGAGAUUAUUUUGAGAAUGUGCUAAGAGUUCCACUAAGAGACCCAAUAAAUGUGUUUAAGAAGCAAACAGUAAAACCGAUGAGGGUUUAUCCUCCUCAUCUUGGAUUUGGGACCCCACAGGACUCGCUGCAGUCUUGCCUGUCUCUUAUGCCCAAGCCACCCAAGAAAGAUAUUUUGCGCUACAUUCAGAAUGCAAAUAAGGUUCUGCGAUAUACAGCUGAAAUGGAAUGGUCUCAUCCAGAAGAUGAAGGGCGAAAAUUUCAAAUUUCGUAUUCAUUGAGUGACUGUAAAAUAACGAUUUAUGAACCACCUGUUAGAAAUUCAGGAAUUAUUGGAGGCACCUUCCUGAGGGCCACUCUUGUGCCAAAGGAUGGGGCCAGUCCCGAUUUUCCUGAGUAUUACACUCCUGCUGACUUCUAUAUUGGUGCAGUUGUAACAAUUUUCAAUCAUCGUUUCAAAAUUACGGGUGCAGACCUCUUUGUGUACCAUUACAUGCAGCAAAAUCAGGAUAAAUUUAGCCCUGAUAUUAUUGAUAAUAUGCGCAAUUACAUGGUUCGACAAGGAUUUUUGAAAGAAGAGAUCCAGGAGCUCAUGAAGAAAUACCAAGAAGAGGAGGAACAGCACCAAGAAGAAGAGCAAAGGCAUCAAGAAGAACAGGAAAGGAACCCUACAAUCACUGAAUCUGGACAGUAAAUUUUCAUGUUAACAUUUUUCUAAAUAAUAGUUCAACAAAUAUUCUUUAUAUUUCACUAUGUUUUAGAUUUCACUGCAUCAUACAUUUUCACUGGAAUAUGUACUUAGAAACAUGAUGGAAAUAGUGAAGAAGAAAAACAAAAGAACAUUGCUACAACAAGAUUAGUACACAGGAAGUGACAUUUUAAGUCUAAAUUAUAAGCAAUAUUAACAACUGUAGUCAUAAAAAGUACAUUACAGUAAGAAUUAUGCUACAUGGCAAAUUAGUAACUCUUAUGAGAUUAAUAAUGACAAAUGAGUGACAGGCUACAUCUGAAUAAUUAACCAUUUUAUAGAGAUUAAUAAGGGAGUAAGACUGAAAACCAGGUAUAGACUUAACAUUUUAACUACUACCUAUAUUAACACUGUGCUGCCUUUAACAUUUUAUCGUAAAUGGAAUCAUAGAAAGCUAUCUCUCCCCAAAAUAUAUCCUUCUCUCCCUCCCUAUCCCAUCCCAUCCCUUCCCUUCCCUUCCCUUCACAUCCCCCAUACCCCUCCCCCUUCCAGAAAUAACUUACCACAGAGUAAAAACAUUGUGUGUAAGGAGCAGAGAAAGACAAGAAAAAUGAAAAAUCUGUGCUUGGAUAGUGUGAUUAUAUUCAACAAUGUUGGUGAUGGUUAGGGUCUGAUGAAAUUGCAAAAGGUGAAAAUCAUUGUUAUAGGAUCGGUGGUAGCCAGAGCCGUACUGUAAGGCAUCAUUCAACAGCACUACUAUUCUUUAGUAAAAACCACUUGUUUUAAUUAGCACUAAGUAAGCUCUUCACCUCUUAACUAGUUACUUAAUAGCAAUUCUUUUGAGUGUGAUAAGGUUACUAUGCUGCAGUAUACAUCAAAUAGUCUUCUCAGACAAUGGAAACUACACAUUUGAAUAUUCAAAACGUGUAAAGAAAGAAAAAAAAAAUCUCAACAGGGAAAUAUUUUAACAUCCAAUAUAAAAUUAGGCAUUAGGAUGCCAUUUCUGAAUCUAUUUGUCUGAGGCACUGCCUCAUAUGGGAGAAGUUAUAGAGGGAUAUCUAGAUUUGAUUACAGAAAGCAGGUUUGAACUGGUUCAAGUGGUAGCAGUUACACAGAGAUGAAAGCAUUAGCACAGGGUGGCCUUCUGAGGAGAGAUGAAUCAUACUAAUGUUUGGACUGAGGAAAACAAGAACAUUGAGUGAAUUGACUCA
Messenger RNA from Schistocerca gregaria, 3093 nucleotides. Its product is annotated as EF-hand domain-containing protein 1-like. The transcript is spliced from 11 exons. NCBI's taxonomy places the organism in Eukaryota, Metazoa, Arthropoda, Insecta, Orthoptera, Acrididae. The coding region runs from base 152 to 1888 and encodes 578 amino acids. Gene Ontology annotation, molecular function: alpha-tubulin binding. Gene Ontology annotation, cellular component: axoneme; mitotic spindle. The record is from RefSeq and is a predicted model, not a curated record. Gene Ontology annotation, biological process: cilium-dependent cell motility; mitotic spindle organization; mitotic cytokinesis.